GUGGUCCCCCUCUUUAAGAAGGGAGACCGCACAGACUGUAACAACUACAGGGGCAUCUCACUCCUCAGUGUGUCCUGGCAAGGAUUAUUCAACAUCGCCUUGCUAGGCACGCUGAGGAGGGGCUUGCGGAGCCCCAAUGCGGUUUCAGGAAAGGGCGGUCCUGCACAGAUGCCAUAUUUUCUGUCCGUCUGCUACAGCAGAGGUGUAGGGAAUUCCAAAAAGACCUACAUCUCUGCUUUAUUGACCUGGUCAAGGCCUAUGAUACCAUCAGUAGGACUGGACUCUGGGUUGUUCUUCGUGCUUUCGGAGUCCCUGACCCUCUGCUCACGAUCAUUAAGGACCUUCAUGAUGGUGAGCGGGCCCGGGUAAAACUACGUGGCCGGGAGUCGGAGCCUUUCCCUGUACACCUUGGGGUGCGACAGGGAUGUCCUCUGGCUCCCACAUUAUUUAACAUCUAUUUUGACCGCGUAGUUCGUGAAGCCUUCAAUAGCUGUACCGGGGGAAUUUCCGUUUGGUACAGAUAUAAUGGGAGGCUGAUCGACGCCCGGGUGCGAUCAAGGGAUGGCUCCCUAUUGGUCAACCACGUUAUGUAUGCCGAUGAUUUGGUAAUAGCUGCUCAUUCAGAAGAGGAGUUGGAGGCGCUGCUGCUGAGACUGGAGCGUGCCACUAAGAGGUGGGGCCUUACCAUCAGCCCCACCAAAACCAAGCACCUGCCUGGGUAUUUUGUACCAUCGGACACUCCACCCCCACAACUCCCAAUUGGUGAUGGGGCAGUUGUGGAGAGAGUGGAGAGUUUCCCAUACCUGGGCAGUGUGCUUAUGACCGGCUCCAGUCUAUCAGCAGAGGUCUCACUCCGAAUCAGUCGAGCGGCAAUAUCUUUUCAUCGGUUGCGUAACGCUGUGUGGAAGCUACCUGGUCUGUCGCUCCGCACGAAGCUUCAGGUCUUCUCGGCCACGGUCAUUCCCUCCCUUCUCUACGCUUGCGAGACGUGGACCCCCCUGGUGGAGCAUCUUCGCCGGUUGGAAACAUUUAGGCUGGCCUGCCUACGAUCCAUCCUGGGUUUAACCAGGCUGGAUUGUGUGAGGAGCUCACAAAUCCUUGAAAGAUCUGGGCAAAGUCCCAUCAGUGAGCUCCUCCGGCAGGCAAGGCUGCGUUGGCUGGGUCAUGUAGCCCGCAUGCCCAGCCACCGCAUGCCUAAACAGCUUUUGUUCGGCCGGAUCGAGGGGGCUAGACGGGCGCGGCACGGGCUGGAGAAGAGAUGGAGUGAUGUGGUACAGGAGGACGUGGAGCUGAGUGGACUUGCCGAUGACUGGUACCAGCGGUGUCAAGAUCGGCCUCAGUGGAGGAGGCUCGUGAAGGACGCUACUGGGCAGUUGGAGGCAGUCGCCCUCCAACAACAACGGAGGGCGGAGGAGCGACGCUCACAACAACGAGCGGAGCGCCGGGUGGCUAAAGCACAGCAAGUUGGCACAGUAGGGGGCACAGGUGGUGCAUCAGCCAGUCAUCUCGGUCAUCUCGGUCAGUCGACCAGUGGCACCUGGGUCUGCCCCGUGACCUCCUGCCAGCGGGCUUUCGACACUUCACGUGGCCUCAAGGUGCACUUGGCCUGGCACAAGCAUCGUGGUGACGUCACCGCCACUUAGUGGCGAAUGGCGGUUGUUGUUGUUGUUGUGUGUGUGAGAGUGUGUGUUGUAAGAGUGUGUUGUGUGUGAGAGUGUGUGUGUGUGGG
Molecule: messenger RNA, 1729 nt
Organism: Lethenteron reissneri (Far Eastern brook lamprey)
Lineage: Eukaryota; Metazoa; Chordata; Hyperoartia; Petromyzontiformes; Petromyzontidae
Source: RefSeq, a predicted model, not a curated record